AUGGAUUCCAACACUAAAUCAGCCGAAACUUCUGCACAGCUGCAGCCGAAGACUAGCUGCCACAGAACAGCAGCGGAGCGCAUGGCAUCGCGGGAUUAUCGCAGCAUCGCCAUGAUGCCGCAACGCGGCGCAAUAGCAUUCACGACCAGCAUGCCAAACAAGGCAUCAUUGGACAAACCUUUCACAAUUGUUUUCGGGAAGAUUUCGUCAACUGGUGCCUCCGUUGCCGUGUCAGACUGGGCAGGAACUCCAACUUACCAGAGGCCGCAGCGAAACAGCAAGCUUGAUACGAGUCAAAUGUUACACCCAGCAGAGCAAAGCGCUUUCCUACGGUGGACCGACCCCAAGACAGCAGCAAUUGUUCGAAAUACCCUGGUGGAGGUUCGAGACGCUGGAAGCAUGGGCCUUGGCCUCUUUGCCCUCAGGGACAUCAGCCGAGGCACGAGGAUAAUAGAGGAGGAGGCAAUGUUUGUCGUGCCGGAGACUCUGACCAUAGAUGACGAGCUGAAUGAAUUCUGCUCCGCGUUUCAGCAUCUGACUGAAGCGGAGAGGAGCAAUUUUGACCAGCUUCAUUGCUGCUCAGACAUGAUAGACACCAAGGUGAUAACCGCCGUCCGCCGCUGGCGCACACAUAAUCUUCCUAAUGAUAUAGACGGGACCAGGCUAGUCGGCAACCCGGUGCAGGGAAAUCUGGGAGAUCAUCUACGACCGAUUCAACAAAGUUCCUGGCCAAUUGCGUGUGUUGCAAGGUCGGAGGUGUUUCUGGAAAAGCCUUGUAACUAUGCCGCGCUUGAAAAUUUGACGAGUUGGUACGCCUGCGGGAGGGACGUUUUGCAGGAAGAUGGUAACGACACCAAAGAUGCUUCUUCGAGCCAAGUGGAACAGGGGUUCAUUCUGUGGGACAAACAGCUAAAGGAGGAGUCUUUGAGCCCUAAUAUGCGAUUGAAUAGGGAAAGUACCAGAAUAGCCGCCAACCUACUCAAAGACGGAAAGAAGAACAACGAGUGA
This is a messenger RNA of Beauveria bassiana ARSEF 2860, 1008 nucleotides long. RefSeq lists its product as uncharacterized. Lineage: Eukaryota; Fungi; Ascomycota; Sordariomycetes; Hypocreales; Cordycipitaceae. The record is from RefSeq and is a predicted model, not a curated record. The coding region runs from base 1 to 1008 and encodes 335 amino acids. The transcript has 8 exons.